Molecule: messenger RNA, 2139 nt
Organism: Aureobasidium pullulans EXF-150
Lineage: Eukaryota; Fungi; Ascomycota; Dothideomycetes; Dothideales; Saccotheciaceae
Product: DUF803-domain-containing protein
Exons: 2
Coding region: 153-2123 (656 amino acids)
Biological process (GO): magnesium ion transport
Cellular component (GO): membrane
Molecular function (GO): magnesium ion transmembrane transporter activity
Source: RefSeq, a predicted model, not a curated record
UCUCCUCAUUCAUUGUGCGCUCUCUGCCUUGCAAGCGUAUGUUUCCUUACAGCACUAUGGCCAGGGACAACCGAUAGAGACACAGCAACAUCCUAGGACCUUCUCUCCCCUCCCGCUCCCCUGCUUCGGACGUGCUCUCCGUUAACGCCGUCAUGCUCGACUUUCUCCAUUUUGGUGGCCUAGACAAGCCGAACGGUGGAUGGCAUUCUCUCAUAGGUAUAAUCACGGCAAUAAUAGGCAACAUCCUCAUUUCGUUUGCCUUGAAUACACAGCGAUACGCGCAUAUCCGACUUAAUCGCCAAUACCAACAAGAUGAGGAAGAGAGGAAACGAGACAAACGGAGUGCAAACCGCGACUCCCAGCAGGAGCGGAUAGCUGAAGAAAGGGAGCAGCAGAACCUCAAUGGAAACGGCAGUCAUGCUGAAGCCUCAGAAUCUGAUCCGCUGCUUCCCUCGUCUGCCUCUACCUCGUCCGAGUCGACCAUCCGCCCGAACAAGAACUCGACUGCCACGGGACCGAAGUCAUACUUAAAGUCUCCGAUAUGGUGGCUCGGGAUUGCGCUCAUGACAGUCGGCGAGGCUGGAAACUUCCUCGCCUACGGCUUUGCGCCUGCCUCGGUCGUAUCACCACUCGGUGUCGUAGCCUUGGUCUCAAACUGCUUGAUCGCGCCUUUGUUGCUGCACGAGCAAUUCAGAAUAAGAGAUGGACUUGGUGUUAUAGUCGCUGUUGGUGGUUGUGUUACAGUCGUUCUCAGCGCCAGCGACAACAACCCAAGGCUGGGUCCUGACAAGAUUUGGGAGUUGAUCUCGACGUGGGAGUUCAAGACGUACUUUGGGAUCACCGUCUUCUUGAUGCUAGUCUUGAUGUCAGUGAGCUCGAGAUAUGGACACAAGUCUGUCAUGAUCGAUCUUGGACUUGUUGGCUUAUUUGGUGGUUACACUGCGCUAUCGACAAAAGGCGUCGCAUCAUUGCUGUCCAACACCAUCUGGCACGUCGUCACGUUCCCCAUCACAUACCUACUGGUCGCAGUGCUGGUGACUACAGCCGUUCUGCAGAUCAAGUAUCUCAACAGAGCUCUUCAGCACUUCGAUUCGACGCAGGUCAUCCCUGUUCAAUUCGUACUCUUCACCCUCUCAGUCAUCAUUGGCAGCGCGAUCCUCUACCGCGACUUCGAACGUACAACGACCGACGACGCCAUCAAGUUCUUCGCAGGCUGUGCUCUGACAUUCUCAGGAGUCUGGCUCAUCACCUCGGGUCGCGGAAAGAGCAGACAACACGACGAGGAAGAAGGAUCAGAAGAUGGAGAAGCCAUUGACCUGUUGGACGAAGAACACAACCAGCCUGAGAUCCGCGAACGACACGACAGCAACACCCGCCGUGCAUCGCUUCAACCACCCUCCGACCGCCGUCUGAAAUCCUCCCAUUCAGACGCUCCCUCGUUCGUCAUCACCUCCGACGACACACCCUCCCAACCAUUCACCUUCGAAGCCUCGUCACCAUUGAAUGAAAACCCUUGGGCCCUCCCCGCACCCGCCAACAUCUCCUCCAUCCACCCACGCUCGUCCGCCAGCGUAGCAGCCGAGCAAAAUUCAAAGAACCCUCCUCCCAUGCACGCUACAACUUCCGCCCCCGUGCUUCCUACAAUCGCAUCUCAAAAAUUGAGCCCGAGACGACCUACAACGCCCAACCGAGGAAUUAGUAGUCCCUCGAUGGAGCAUAGUCCGAAUGCACUUUCGCCUUCUCACCAGAGAUAUAGAAAUAUCGAUGUCAGCGAAGCUACACCAGGACGCUUAAACACUUUGACGCAAAUUCUCCCUGGCCCGCUCACAAACACGUUAUCUUCAUCUUUGUCUGCAAUCGUAGCGGAUUCACUACGCAAAGGCAUCGUGGAGUCGUCACCCUCCAAUCGCCGCAGGGUUUCUGGCAGAAGCAGCAGAGCAGAAGUAAUGGAAGCGUUGAGGGAAGGCCAAGAAGAGGGUGUAUUGCAAAGACCAGGUACAGGGAGUGGGAGGAAGAGGGACAGGAGUUUGAGUGCUACAUUGAGCGAUAUGUUUCAUGGGGGAAGGAGGAGUAGAAGUGGGACUCUAGAGGAGGUUCCUGAUGAGGAGGAAGCUGUACGGUGAUGAUGGAAAAAGUGGG